Molecule: messenger RNA, 738 nt
Organism: Prunus avium (sweet cherry)
Lineage: Eukaryota; Viridiplantae; Streptophyta; Magnoliopsida; Rosales; Rosaceae
Product: AP2/ERF and B3 domain-containing protein Os01g0693400-like
Molecular function (GO): DNA binding
Source: RefSeq, a predicted model, not a curated record
AUGGACGCAGUGCAACUCUCUACAAACUUAACCCUUGCCACCCCCAUGCCACAACUACAAGACCAAGUUCAAGACAAAUUUCAAGACCAAGUUCAAGACCAAGUUUCAACAACAUUGGCUUUAUGUGAUCCAUCUUGGACCACACUGAACAAAACAGAAGAGGAAGAAGGCUCAGCUUCUUCUACCCCAGCACAUGAAAACAUCUGUACAAUAAUGCAGAAUGUCAUAGAAGAAGAGCUGAAAAGAAGAGCAGUGGCUGCCCAGAUUUCCAGGCUGCUCACAGUUUGCAGCUACAAUCAGAUACUUCAUGGCAUGUGGAGGGUGCCAGCAAACCCGAGCCCAUUUCGCGAUGUUUGGGAGAUUAGGAAGACGCUGACCACAAGCGAUGUUGGACAAAAUGUGAGCAGGACCAGCAGCAGGCUGCUGCUGAACACACAUAUGGUCAAGAAAAGUCUCCUGCCCUACUGGAGUUCUCGACUUAUUAAUCGAGUCGAAAGCCAAGAGGGAGCUGCAGUUACAAUCUACGAUUGUAACACAAGCUCCCAGCAUCACUUGACUUUCAAGUAUUGGAAGAGCUCAAGGACAUAUGUUUUGAUAAAAAAAUGGAACAGAGAAUUUGUGAGGAGGAGGCAGUUGAACGCUGGCGAUGAAAUUGGAUUUUUCUGGGAUGUUCACAGGUUGAUGCUCAUGUUUUCUGUGCUUGGACGCGCAGGGCACCAACUGCCUUCUUUUGCUUGA